AUGGACCUGAAAUCCGCUCCGAUUAUUGUCAUAGGCGGCGGCAUUGUUGGUGCCUCAAUUGCCUGGCACUUGGCCAAGGAGAAGAAAGACGUCAUUCUUAUUACAGAGACAAUUGGCGGCGUAGCGACCCCCAAGUCAUUUUGCUGGCUUAACGCAGCUGGUGCAACACAGAAGUUCUACUACGAUUUUCGACGUCGCUCUAUGGCACGCUGGGCUGAGAUGGGCAAAGAGCUACCCGAUCUCCCGAUUCAUUGGGGCGGCGUCUUGGCUUGCGAUCGAUCUCCCGAAGAGCGUCAAGAGUUUUAUGAGCGUCAGCGUCGUUGGGGUACAAGCAUUAGGCGCAUGGAAGCAGCCGAGCUUGCUGCACUUGAGUCACAGGUCGAUGAGGCGCAGUUCUCUUUGAUCAAAUGGGGCCUCCACGUUCCUGAAGAGGGCACCCUCGAAGCACAGGCUGCCGCGGCGAAGCUAAUCGCUCACGCCCAAUCGUUAGGCACUAGGGUGCAUGAAACGAAAGUGACUGGAUUUUUGAAGGAUGACAAGGGCCGAGUCUCAGGUGUAGUAACGGACUCUGAGGAUGUGCAUGCUAGCCACGUUGUUUUGGCCGCUGGUCUUGGAAGUGUUCCACUGUUAGCAACUGAGAACAUCAGACUUCCUUUGAACGGUCAAGAGGGUCUCCUAGUCAAUACUGCACCGAGCGAAAAGCGAUACCUCAACACUUUGUUCCGCUUACCAGGCCUGCACAUGCGUCAAACCCUCGACGGACGAAUUGUCUUCGGCGCGUCCUUUGCUGGUGGACAGCCCGGUGAUGACCCGCAGGCAACAGCAAAGCACCUUUUCAGCCAAGUGCAAAAAGCGUUCAAGAAUGGAGAUGAGCUCGAGUUUAGCCAUUACACUAUUGGUGUGAGACCUGAGCCGGACGAUGGAUAUCCCAUUCUCGGUUCUUCAGGCGUGGAAGGGCUUGACCUGGCUGUGAUGCACUCUGGUGUAACGAAUGCUGCUCUGGUCAGUGAGCUCCUAGCUAAAAAUAUUGUCUUUGGUGUUGAGGAUCCAAUGCUCGGAGACUAUCGGUUGGAUCGCUUUAAGAAUGAUGCAAAGCUUUAG
This is a messenger RNA of Fusarium subglutinans, 1101 nucleotides long. RefSeq names its product d-amino acid dehydrogenase small subunit. Gene Ontology annotation, molecular function: oxidoreductase activity. Lineage: Eukaryota; Fungi; Ascomycota; Sordariomycetes; Hypocreales; Nectriaceae. Bases 1 to 1101 code for a protein of 366 amino acids. The record is from RefSeq and is a predicted model, not a curated record. The transcript has a single exon. Gene Ontology annotation, cellular component: cytoplasm.